CUGGUAGCCUGGUAACAUACACUCCCAGGUCUUCCUCUGCCUCUGUGGUGGAUAGUGGAGUGUUUCCCAUGUGGUAUUGGUGUGCUGGAUAUCCCUUCACUGGUAGCCUGGUAACAUACACUCCCAGGUCUUUCUCUGCCUCUGUGGUGGAUAGUGGAGUGUUUCCCAUGUGGUAUUGGUGUGCUGGAUAUCCCUUCACUGGUAGCCUGGUAACAUACACUCCCAGGUCUUUCUCUGCCUCUGUGGUGGAUAGUGGAGUGUUUCCCAUGUGGUAUUGGUGUGCUGGAUAUCCCUUCACUGGUAGCCUGGUAACAUACACUCCCAGGUUUUUCUCUGCCUCUGUGGUGGAUAGUGGAGUGUUUCCCAUGUGGUAUUGGUGUGCUGGAUAUCCCUUCACUGGUAGCCUGGUAACAUACACUCCCAGGUCUUUCUCUGCCUCUGUGGUGGAUAGUGGAGUGUUUCCCAUGUGGUAUUGGUGUGCUGGAUAUCCCUUCACUGGUAGCCUGGUAACAUACACUCCCAGGUCUUUCUCUGCCUCUGUGGUGGAUAGUGGAGUGUUUCCCAUGUGGUAUUGGUGUGCUGGAUAUCCCUUCACUGGUAGCCUGGUAACAUACACUCCCAGGUCUUUCUCUGCCUCUGUGGUGGAUAGUGGAGUGUUUCCCAUGUGGUAUUGGUGUGCUGGAUAUCCCUUCACUGGUAGCCUGGUAACAUACACUCCCAGGUCUUUCUCUGCCUCUGUGGUGGAUAGUGGAGUGUUUCCCAUGUGGUAUUGGUGUGCUGGAUAUCCCUUCACUGGUAGCCUGGUAACAUACACUCCCAGGUCUUUCUCUGCCUCUGUGGUGGAUAGUGGAGUGUUUCCCAUGUGGUAUUGGUGUGCUGGAUAUCCCUUCACUGGUAGCCUGGUAACAUACACUCCCAGGUCUUUCUCUGCCUCUGUGGUGGAUAGUGGAGUGUCUCCCAUGUGGUAUUGGUGUGCUGGAUUUCCCCUCCCAAGGUGCAGGACUUUACAUUUUUCUUCACUGAAUUAUAGCAGCCACUUGUUGUUCUGUUCCUGUAGCUUGGUGAGGUCUUCUGCUAGGAAAUCCACAGUCAAGGGGUUAAGUUGUGGCACCUCCUCCUGCUCCUGCUCCUGCUGUCCUCCUCGGCUGGUCACUGCUGGCACUGUUGCGGCACCCUUGCCUAGCCAAGCCUUUAGAAUGAGCCUGAGGUUGUCCACACUCUCACUAAAUUAUUGCAAUAUACACACAAGUUUUCAUGGUAUUAAUAAUGGAAAUAAUGAUGUGUGUUUGAGUAGCAGUGCUCUUGUUAGUAGUGUUAUUACUACUACUACUACUACUACUACUAAUACUACUAUUACUACUACUACUAAUAGUCACUGGGUUUUCUACAUCAUAAUUUCUACUAUUGGACUUUCUACACCAGGUUUUUCUCUAAUAAGUUCCCUACUGCCCAUACUACUACUACUACUACUCUUACUACUACUACAACUACUACUACCACUACUACUACUACUACUACCACUACUACUAUUACUACUACUACUACUACCACUACUACUACAGCCCUAACUCCAAUACGAUCACUGGGUCUUCUAUAACCUCCCUCCCUCCCUCCCCUCACUUCCCUAAGGUCACUGGUCAAGCUGAGGAGGUCAAGACAAAAACACCAGAGUACGAAUGAAACACUUUAUGAAAACAUGAAGUACGGGACAGUUUUUCAUACAUAUUGGUCGACGCAACACUGUGGUGCUUCGUGUCGGGGUAGGCAGCACACACACACACACACACACACAUACAGUACCAUUACCCAGACUGUAUGUGUGAUUAUACUUUCCAAACACACACACACACAUACAGUACCAUUACCCAGACUGUAUGUGUGAUUAUACUUUCCGAACACACACACACACACAUACAUACAGUACCAUUACCCAGACUGUAUGUGUGAUUAUACUUUCCAAACACACACACACACACACACACACAUACAUACAGCACCAUUACCCAGACUGUAUGUGUGAUUAUACUUUAUAAACACACACACACACACACACACACACACACACAUACACAGCUCAUUCGGGAAGGGUACUGGCUAGGGGGUUGUGAGUUACAUACACACACACACACACACACACACACCUAUAAGUAAUUAGCUUCAGGUAAAACAAGUUGGGUCAUCACAGCUACUCAAAGACUCCAAACUCUUUAAGUAAACAUUGCCUGCAUCCACCCACUGCAUUCCUCAUUAUUAACAUUCAUCAUGGUCGCCUUGACGGGCACUGAGCUACACUCCUCCAGUCCUGUCCAAAGCAUUAACACUAUGGGCCUUAGUCUUCUACAUUUUGGCACCCUGGCACACACCUUUGGCAAGGCUUUCAUAGGAGUUCUGGGCCUCUCUAUGGGUAGCUUCAUAACCCUGAUGAUAGUUUUGCAAGGCCUCUGUACUAUCAACCUGAAAGAGCGCUCAUGAGAACCCAUUUGAUCUCCUCUUCAGCCUCUGGAAGUAGUUUAUGUGAGAGGCAGAAGCGUUUAAUAAUACCGAUCUAAAACAGCCUAAAACAUUCACCGCCAGAUCAGGCAGUGUAUUGACCUAGUUCUGGUGUACAGGGCAUAAACUACCCUCGUCUGGUCCUGUUCUCAGCCUUAACACAGCCCUAAUAAAACAGCCCAACACAUUCUGGCCUCCUACAGUCUGUUUCAUGAGAGCUGACGGGGCUAAUCCUUCAGGGGCGGACUCGUGGACUUGGCAUCAUUGCUUGGAUGACUGUCUCUGCAUCACUCACUGGCUGCUGUUUACUAGAUCUAGCCUUACGUGACAUAGCCUUCUAUCGCGCUCUCUGCUAUCUUUUUACCCAAACAGUGAUAGAUUAGAGUGUAUCUACCUAGUUGUGGUGUACAGGGCAUGAACUACACUCCCUGGUCCUGUCCUCAGCCCUGACACAGCCCUAAUACAACAGCCCAACACAUUCUGGCCUCCUGGUAGCAUGUAUGGACCUAAACAGCGCCAGAUCAGACAGUGUAUCUACCUAGGUGUGGUGUACAGGGCCUGAACUACACUCUUCUGGUCCUGUCCUCAGCUGCCCCCCUCCCUUUACCCCUGAAAAUACUGCCAAGACAUGCCUGGCUACACUGUCCCUCCCUUUACCCCUGAAAAUACUGCCGUCGCUUGUGCUUGUGAGGAAGAGAGUAAUGUCGGAGUAGUAUUAAGGAGGAGGAGGAGGAGCAAGAAAACAAAAAUAUAUGAAGAAAAGUGGGAAGAAAAAAAUUAAAAGAGUAAAUAAGGAGGAGGAGGAGGAGGAGGAGUGUUGAAUAAGAACAAGAGAAGGAAAAACAAAAAAAUAUGAAUAAAAAGCAGGAAGAAAAAGAAUAAUAGAGAGCAAAUAAGGAGAAACUAAUACAAAAUGAGAGAAAAGGAAACACAGGGACGGGGAAAUUGAUUGGCGUCCGUGAGGGAAACCGUUCUCGCCCCGCACACAAGACUACAGCACAGUAACACCCCACACAGCCAGGCUAAACGCACUUCCCUGAUGCCUUUGCCUAUGUCCGGGAGCUUAUAACACCAAUACAAGCCUGCCGUCACUUGGGUUUGUGAGCAUAAGGUUAUCAGUGUCUGUGAGGGAAGCCUUUCUUGCCCCGCACACAAGACUACAGCACAGUAACACCCCACACAGCCAG
Molecule: messenger RNA, 3677 nt
Organism: Eriocheir sinensis (Chinese mitten crab)
Lineage: Eukaryota; Metazoa; Arthropoda; Malacostraca; Decapoda; Varunidae
Exons: 8
Coding region: 69-1568 (499 amino acids)
Source: RefSeq, a predicted model, not a curated record